AUGCAAACAACAUAUGCCUGGAUCGCCCUGCGUACCAACCUCAUCCUCUACUCGCUCAUGGGCGCCGCCGGUCUGGUCGGGCUGAUCAUCAUCCUUGACACGCGGUCUUGUCGCUUGUUCCGGGCCUCGGUUGUUGCCCGGUCCCCCGCCGGCCGGCGGGGCGAGCGGCUCGCCCCGGCCCCGUGGGGGUGUGCGCCCCUGGCACGCCUGUUCGCGCGGGGCCGCGUGCACCGGAGCGCGGAGGGCGCCCGAAGCGAGGAACGUGCCCGCCACGACACGGCUCUUCCCGGGUAA
This is a messenger RNA of Fonticula alba, 294 nucleotides long. RefSeq lists its product as hypothetical. The coding region runs from base 1 to 294 and encodes 97 amino acids. Lineage: Eukaryota; Rotosphaerida; Fonticulaceae. The transcript has 4 exons. The record is from RefSeq and is a predicted model, not a curated record.